Ailuropoda melanoleuca (giant panda) is the source of this 465-nucleotide messenger RNA. It is a transcript of the gene CIMIP3, whose product is annotated as ciliary microtubule inner protein 3. The transcript has 2 exons. Lineage: Eukaryota; Metazoa; Chordata; Mammalia; Carnivora; Ursidae. The coding region runs from base 74 to 412 and encodes 112 amino acids. The record is from RefSeq and is a predicted model, not a curated record.
UCCUGGGAGACUCUGGAGCCCCCGACCACCAGAAAUUCCAUCUCAUCAACGAAAAGAAAGGCCCUGGUCAAGGAUGUACCAGGACUCAAAGAAACCUUCCAUACCUAACCAGGAGCCAAAGACACCAUCAGGCAAAAAGGGGAAGUCUCCACACCCUCCCCUGUCCCGGUCGUGGAAGCAGGACCACAGGCAGAUGCUGGCGGCCGCCCACGUGCCAGUGGUGGUAGAUCCGAGGGGGCAGAGCCUGGACACGCUCAGGUUCACCUUCUACACCGCCCAGUACUCCAACUCCCUGAACCCCUUCUAUACCUCGCAGAAGCCUACCUGCGGCUACCUGUACCGAAGGGACACUGACCACACCCGCAAGCGCUUUGACAUGCCUCCUGCCAACCCGGUCCUGUGGCGCUCUUAGGCCCCUGCCGGGCAGAAGCCCCCGCCUGCAUCCUGCCCACCACCCCCCCCCCC